Penicillium soppii is the source of this 2259-nucleotide messenger RNA. RefSeq lists its product as uncharacterized. The transcript has 2 exons. The record is from RefSeq and is a predicted model, not a curated record. Gene Ontology annotation, biological process: regulation of DNA-templated transcription. The coding region runs from base 1 to 2259 and encodes 752 amino acids. Gene Ontology annotation, molecular function: DNA-binding transcription factor activity, RNA polymerase II-specific; zinc ion binding. Lineage: Eukaryota; Fungi; Ascomycota; Eurotiomycetes; Eurotiales; Aspergillaceae.
AUGGAUUCCUGGGCAGACCUCCAAGGACCGGCGCGGAAGAGAAUGAGAAAAGGCACCAAGAGCUGUACAGAGUGUCGGCGACGUAAGAUUCGAUGCACAUUCCACCCUGAUCGCCCGAGCAUUUGUAAUGAAUGUCGAUCCAGAGGAAUGCAAUGUGUCGACCAAGAGCAUACUAUCAUCACCCCUCCGCUAUCGGGAUCAGGUUCCCAGCAAGCGGAACAGCCAUACAGUCUCCGAGAGCGAGUGACUCAGUUGGAGAAUAUUGUAGAGGGUUUGACUAAACGAUUAGACCGACAGAGCACAAUUACCCCACCUUGUGAGCGCCAUGAUGCAACUCAACAGGCGCAAUGUAUAACAGCCCACUCAAAGCCACUGGCGACUGAACCAGACGAACUAGGCCCAUCCAGUGACCAGAUUCGAGAUGCACCCGUUCUACAACUUUUCGACAACUAUCUCGUCAGUCGUCAAGAGGACUCAUCAAGCAAUGAUAAAUUUACCGGCAUCAAGGAUAUGUCGCCAAAAGCACAAGCCGUUCGAGCAGAGCUCUUAUCUCUCCUUCCUCCCAGAGAAGACAUGAACAAGAUCAUCAAUGCAUCAUUUCAUUGGUUUGUGUGGCAGGAUCACUUUCCGGAGCUGUUUGAUCGACGUGAAAACAAAAUUAAUAUCACUGAUCGUUGUUGCGAUGAAUUGGUGGCCCCUGCCGAAGUCGCAAAAGCGUUGAUGUGUUUAUGCAUUAGUGCAGUCCAUGCACCACCCGAAUUCGAUUGGCGCACGUUGAGUGUGCCAUUUGAACCGGGUAGGUUCCACAAUCAAUGUGUCGAUGUGGUAGACCAUUUGAUUGUGCGCGACGAUGAGUUUGCGGCUACCUUGCCUGGCAUAGAAUCACAGAUGCUGCUUUCCAAGAUUCACCUAACCGAAGGCCGGCUCAGAAAAGGCUGGCUGGUAAAUCGUCGAGCGAUUGAGUUUGCCCAUCUAGCUGGAAUGCACCUCUCAACUAAGACGAAAAGGCCGGGAGAUACACUCUUUGAUCGACGCCUAAAAAUUUGGUGCUCACUCGCCACCUCGGAUCGAUCAUUAAGUCUGAUUCUGGGUCUGCCCUAUGGAAUAGCGGAGGCAUUUUUUAUGCCACAAAUAAAACAACGCCUCAAAUCAGAUAUAUCGGCUCCGGAGAGAUACCUUCUGCGCAUUGGCAUUACAACGGGGCAUAUGGUGGAUCGUAACCAAGAUCCAUCCAAAAUGACCCUCGCAGCAACAAUGAACUUGGACCAAGAGCUGCAAGAUUCUUGGAAAUCAAUGCCAAGUCAUUUCAGGGCUGCAGAACCUUUUCCGAAUGAGAAGUGGGAGCAUUACAUCGAGCGAGUCCCCUUGCAAUUUAUGCUCAAGCUACUGCGGGCACUUCUCCAUCUUCCUUUGAUGUUGAAGUCUCCAAUCGACCCUCAAUUUUAUCCCAGUCACUGCAUCGCGCUUGAGGCCGCGAGAGAGGGAUUAGUCCUCUACAAAGUUCUUCGGUCCACCACAAAACCUUACUUAGGCAAAAUGCUGGACUUUUUGGCUUUCACGCUAGGUCUGCUUCUGAUCAUCCACCUAGAAGGCUAUUCCGACGAGACCCCUGAUCACAGCAUGGAAAAAGAUGAGGAAGACUGGGCAUUGGUCAAAGAUCUCGUCGAGACUCUUCGUCGGGCGGCAACAGAGCUAGGAGGCUCAGUUGCUGGCGAGUCAGCAAACAUUUUAGGCGCCAUUUUUGACACUAAAAACUUCAAAAAGGACAGACACAACUUUUCAGGCUGCAAGAUCACCGUGCCAUACUUCGGUACUAUCACAGUAGGCGCAGGCACCAAGUUCUCCAGGGGUGCUACCAAAAGUAAAGAUCAAGCAUCCACUGUGACAGAUACGCCUGGAACGGAAGCUUCUUUGACAGGACAAUGUCCUACCCAACUCUAUACACCGCCAAUGUCUGAUCCGGAAGGUUCAUCUGCAAGUGCAGAUUCCAUGAACCAUAGUUCCCUCACACCAAGCAUGGGGCCUGGAUACCCGGACAACCCGUGGCUUCCAAGAAGUGAGGUACCCCAGAGUGAUGCACCCGCGAAUCCGUACAUCGGUAUGGAACUCAACGCCUUCAGUGGACUAUUUGAUGAUUUUGGUCAAUAUAUGUGGCCGAAUCCCAACGUUGACCUUGGACUCGACCAGGGCUGGGAUCUGAACUGGUUCGAUGGAGUGCCACCGUCAGAUAUUCGGCCUCCAGGAGUGCCUCCGCCUUGA